CAGGGCGUGGCCUGGGCGUGGCAGCGCGCGGGUCGAGAAGAUGGCGCUCUGUCUGCUGCGGAGGGCGGCUCUCGGAGUGGCAGUGGCGCGGCCGAGGCUGAGCACCUCCCUAGCAGCCGAUGUCCCCAGGCUUCGCUAUAGUUCCUUGUCCAGUCACAAGUAUAUUCCUCGGAGGGCAGUGCUAUAUGUACCUGGGAACGACGAAAAGAAAAUAAAGAAGAUUCCUUCUCUGAAUGUAGACUGCGUGGUGCUCGACUGUGAGGAUGGUGUAGCGAUGAACAAAAAGAAUGAAGCUCGAUUGAAAAUAGUAAAAACUCUUGAAGACUUUGAUCUGGGCCCAGCUGAAAAGUGUGUGCGAGUCAGCUCGGUGUCCAGCGGCCUGGCCGAGGAAGACCUGGCAGCUGUUCUGCAGUCCCGGGUGCUCCCUUCCAGCCUGAUGCUCCCCAAGGUGGAAAGUCCUGAAGAAAUCCAGUGGUUUGCGGGCAAAUUUUCAUUCCACUUAAAAGGCCGAAAACUCGAACAACCAAUGAAUUUAAUCCCUUUUGUGGAAACCGCAAUGGGUUUGCUCAAUUUUAAGGCAGUGUGUGAAGAAGCCCUUAAGAUUGGGCCUCAAGUGGGUCUUUUCCUAGAUGCAGUCGUUUUUGGAGGAGAAGAUUUUCGAGCCAGCAUAGGCGCAACAAGUAGUAAAGACACCCAGGACAUUGUCUACGCCCGACAAAAGAUUGUCAUCGUGGCCAAGGCCUUUGGCCUACAAGCCAUAGAUCUGGUGUACAUUGACUUCCGGGACGAAGAUGGGCUGCGUAGACAGUCGAGAGAAGCCGCCGCCAUGGGCUUCACUGGUAAGCAGGUAAUCCACCCGAACCAAAUAGCCGUGGUCCAGGAGCUGUUCACCCCUGCCCCCGACAAAAUCCAGUGGGCGGAAGAACUGAUUGCUGCCUUUAAAGAGCAUCAGCAAUUAGGAAAGGGAGCCUUUACUUUCCAAGGGAGUAUGAUCGACAUGCCGUUACUGAAGCAGGCCCAGAACAUUGUUACGCUUGCCACAGCCAUCAAGGAGAAGUGAUCUGUUAAAUGAGGCUCAUCAGCACGUACUCUUAUAUUGAAGGCUAAAGGGUAUUGAAGCUGAGGAGGAUCAGCUCCUGCAUGCCAGAAGACGCCAAUGAAGUUUGAAACACCAACAAUCAGAGAUUUUGUUUCUGUUCCUCAUUAAAUCAUGAGCUUUUGUGUUGAGACUCUGGACGACUGUUCUUUAAGAAAUUAACAGAAUGGGAAGUUUUAAACUCUACAUCAACCUUUUCACGACCUACACAGCAGCGACACUGCUACUCUUAGACAAACACCGCAGGGAAGGCUGUUCUGUUUAUUUAAAUUUGUAAAUAGAAAA
Messenger RNA from Heterocephalus glaber (naked mole-rat), 1381 nucleotides. RefSeq names its product citramalyl-CoA lyase (gene Clybl). The record is from RefSeq and is a predicted model, not a curated record. Gene Ontology annotation, molecular function: (S)-citramalyl-CoA lyase activity. Gene Ontology annotation, biological process: regulation of cobalamin catabolic process. Lineage: Eukaryota; Metazoa; Chordata; Mammalia; Rodentia; Bathyergidae.